This is a messenger RNA of Kwoniella shivajii, 2022 nucleotides long. RefSeq lists its product as uncharacterized. The record is from RefSeq and is a predicted model, not a curated record. The coding region runs from base 1 to 2022 and encodes 673 amino acids. The transcript is spliced from 5 exons. Lineage: Eukaryota; Fungi; Basidiomycota; Tremellomycetes; Tremellales; Cryptococcaceae. Gene Ontology annotation, molecular function: 7S RNA binding; signal recognition particle binding; endoplasmic reticulum signal sequence receptor activity. Gene Ontology annotation, cellular component: signal recognition particle, endoplasmic reticulum targeting. Gene Ontology annotation, biological process: SRP-dependent cotranslational protein targeting to membrane.
AUGUCCCAAUCGGACCUAUCAUUCCCUCUGCUCAGUCUGUUGAGUAAAGAAAGAGCCGUUUACGGUCUUCGAAAUGGUGAUCACGAGCGAUACAGACGACAUUGCGCCAAUAAGAUCCAUAGACUCCGUCAAGUAACAGGUCAAACUUGUGGUAAAGGGAAAACGUACAAAUCACCUCCUAAAUUAGAUACAGAUAGCGUCAAAGAUGUUCGAGACCUUCAAUUAUUAUUAUUCUCAGCUGAAAGAGCUUUAGCUCAUUCUCAUUCUAUCAAAUCUGAAUUGACUAGAAUCAAAAGUAAAAACACCAAUACCACCACCAGUACCAGUAAAUCGAAAACUAGUCCAAAUUCAUCUCCUUCAGCAUUGAAGAAAGAUCAAUUAUCGUGGUUAAGGAAAUCACUUAAAAUCUCUACUUCAUUAUUCGAUUUAAUCAAUGCACUUUCAUCCAUUCCUGACAAGGUAGAUGGCGACAACGACAAGAACGAACAAAGCAAAAUGAUUAUCAAUCAAAAGACUAAAAGUGAAAUGACAAUUUAUCAAUUAACGAUUAGAUCUGAAUUGUUUUUUGAAAAAGGAGAUUUUGGAUCAUGUUUGUCAGAUUUAGCAGUAAGACGUAAGAUCCUAAGUCUUUUAAAUCAAGGAUCCAAAAAUUCAUAUGAUGAAGCUUUAUCAAAUGAAUAUAUCGAUUCACAUGAUUCUUUGAUAAGAUACUGUGCGUAUAAAUUAGGACGAAAUGAUUCACAUGAUAUAUCAGGUGUGAUGAAAGAUCUGGAAAGUGGAAAUGGGAACGGUGAUGACAAAGAUGGGGAUGAAGAUGUUUUGGAAGCCGCUUUGCCAGGUUUAAAAGAUGUGUUGGAAAAUCUCAAGAAUGAAUUGGGCAAUGAGGAAAUCGAAAAAGAUAAAAAGAAGUUGAAUGAUAUUUCAUUCUCGAAUGAGAAGAUCGAAUUCAGAAACGCUGAAUUAGUCAAAAUCAUGACUAAAGUUCAAGAUGUUUUAUAUAGAUUUGAGAAUAAAAAAGGAAAAGGUAUGAGAGGUUGGGAUAGAGUAUUAAGUGUUUUGGGUGAAGCUGAAGGUAUCGCCAGGAAAUUAAAGGAUGAUCAUGAGGCAUCAGGAUCAUCUACAUCACUUCGUUCAAACGAGAUCACCAAAUCGCUCAAUCUGGCUCAUGACUAUAUCAUUCAUCUACUUUUAUCUCAUCGAAUCAAGCGAGAUUUAUCCUUGAUCGAUAAUCUUUCUGCCACUUUAUCGACUUGUUUACCUACAAACGUCGGAGAUCUAAAGAUUAAAGGUGGCAAAGUGAAAACUGAAGAGAUAGUCAAAGGUUUAGGUGGAAUCAUCAAAUUACUUGAUACCGUCUUACAGAGUUUAAGAGGUAUAUCAGAAUUAACAAUUGUUCAAGAAAAAGAAGGUGUCCGAAUCGGUGUACAGGGUUUAGAAAAUUAUUAUCACGCUUUAAGAUGUUAUUAUCUAGCUAGAUUACAUUGUCUUCAUCCAAAUUCAUCAUACCCUUCUUCGGUUGCUUUAUUGGAAAAAGCUAAAACAUCAAUCGACAAUUCUGUUCAUGAUCUCACCAAUCCUAUCAUCCCAUUAGAAGAAGAGAUAAUCUCUAUAUCAAAAGAAACGAUUGAAACUUUGAAAGAAGAUAUUGAGAUUUUAGAUGUGGCUUCAAAGAAAGGAUUAUUCUCUCAAAAUAUCGAAAAACCAGUCUUCUUCGAUAUGGCUUUCAAUUAUAUCGAUAUUCCUUUCGAUGAAUUAGAGGUUCUCAGCGGCAAGAAAGAGAAAUCUACUUUGACUUCCAAUUCAACUUCGACUUCGACUCAGACCGGAGCUCAGGUGAUCGAAAGUGCCAAUACAGUGAAAGACAAAGCAGUAGAAGGGAUCAAGAAAUUGACUAGAGAAACCAGAGAAACUACUCCUUUCGUAGAGAGACAUUCUAAUGAUGAUGACGAAGACACUUCAUCUGCGAAUCAAGCGCAAGGACAAAAGAAAGGUUGGUUAGGUGGCUGGUUUGGUAAGAAAUAG